Messenger RNA from Polyodon spathula (Mississippi paddlefish), 2831 nucleotides. Its product is annotated as fatty acid desaturase 6-like. Gene Ontology annotation, cellular component: membrane. Gene Ontology annotation, molecular function: oxidoreductase activity, acting on paired donors, with oxidation of a pair of donors resulting in the reduction of molecular oxygen to two molecules of water. Gene Ontology annotation, biological process: lipid metabolic process. Bases 368 to 1627 code for a protein of 419 amino acids. The transcript is spliced from 6 exons. NCBI's taxonomy places the organism in Eukaryota, Metazoa, Chordata, Actinopteri, Acipenseriformes, Polyodontidae. The record is from RefSeq and is a predicted model, not a curated record.
CAAAUAGAUUUUGAAGGCAGGACAUGCACAACUAUUGCUGCACUGUCUGCUUGUCUACGAUUCAUCCAAUCUGGUGGAGGACUGCUGUGCUCAUCAACUGGAUAUCUGGGAGGGUUCUGAAAUAGAGAGAGUACAAUACCAGGGAGGAGAGAGGAGGGCUGAAGGAGGAGAUAGGGGAAGGGAGAAGGGGGAAAGGGAUAAAGGGGGUUGGAUGUUUUUCUAAGGUUCAGUUUAGGACAGUCAAAUUAUUAAUUUCCAUCCUUAGCGGGGGACGAUCUUUAACCUUAUUUCUUGCUCCUUAACUUCCUUCUGUCUUUCUUUUUAUCGAUAACUGACACAGCCUUCAUUUAUUAUUAGGUGUGUACAAAUGAAGAAUCUAUUGGAUGCUGUACUGCAGAGUGAAGAAGGAGGGGCACAGAGGGGGAUCGGGGAUGCAGGGAAAAGGAGCUGGAAAAAUUUGGAAGUGGAGUCCUCGUUCCAAGAGGGUGUUGGACAGGAGAUCCCAGGAAACGAAAGGCAGUUUCAAGACCUGUCCUUUCUGAAUGGGGCUGGAGAGAGUAAGAGAAGGAAUGCUGAAGAGGAGCUAGUACCUGCGCUAGUGCAUAGGAGUGGGAAGUACAAGGGAGAGGAGAGGGAGAAGGAGACUGUGAUGAUGGAGCUAACAGGGCUGGUCCAGAAAGCUGUGAACGAAAGCAGCUGGUGGGAGAGACGGGGAAUCGACUGCGCAAUACUCACUGCAGCUUUCCUCUCCUUACCUGCAGGUUUCCUGUUGCUGGGUUGUUCUCACACCCUACUCUUCUCAUUGGGAAUCCUGGUCAUGGGGACGGCACACGCGGUUAUCACCGUAAAGGGGACUCACCUAGCCAGCCAUGGGUCGCUAAGCGAGUCCCAGGCUUGGGGACAAUUCUGGGCCGUUUUCUUUAUUGAGCUGUGCGGCUCGUUCUCUGCGAGGGCAGGGGUGCAUGCUCAUAUCAAGAUGCACCACGCCCACACCAACAUCAUUGGCCGGGGCGACUCCAGCACCUGGAAGCUUCCCUUCCUCCCGCGAUACAUCUACAUGUUCAUGGCCCCCCUGGCUGUGCCCGUUAUCACCCCAGUGGUGGCGCUUGGCCUCCUGAAGGACCUCUCCAUGGGUAUUGCAUUGAGGACCCUGUGCAUGAUCAUGCUGGGUCUCUACUCCCAGUACUGGCUCCUCCUCCACCUGUCAGGAUUCCAGUCCCCAGUCUCUGCCCUGCUCUGCAUGCUGCUGUGUAGAGCCGCCUUCUCUCUCCCCUACAUUCAUGUCAACAUCUUCCAGCACAUCGGCCUUCCCAUGUUCUCUGCUAGCCGGAGGCCCAGCCGGAUACAUCAGAUGACGCACGGGGUGCUGAAUUUACCCAGAAACCCUCUGCUCGACUGGACGUUCGGACACUCCCUCAUCAACUGCCACGUGGAACACCAUCUCUUCCCGUUCCUGUCUGAUCACAUGUGCCUGAAGGUGAAACCCAUCGUCUCACGCUACCUCCGAGAGAAGCGGCUGCCCUAUCAGGAGGACGGCUACCUCUCCCGCGUGCGCCUCUUCCUCAGGGAGUAUGAGGAGCUCAUGGUGUUGGCCCCGCCCAUCACAGAGCUGGUGGGCAUGCAGUGAAAAGGAUUCCACAGUUUUGAAUAAUGCUAAAUCAAGAUUAAUAAAUAUCAGUUGUUGCUGAAUAAUGCAUGGGCAGUAUUUUCAAACUCUAUUUGUUAUUAAUCUAUUGUUAUAACAUAAGGAUAAACAUUAAUAAUAGACUAUUAAACACCAUUUACAAUUCUAACACUAGUAAAAAAGAGACUACUCACAAGCUCCUAAAUUAAAUGUCUUAUUACUGGUAUCUUUAUUUGGGGUGUUUUUAGUAGCAGAAAAAAGAUGGUUAAUUAUGUAGUCUCACCACGUGUUAAUUACAAGGUAAUAACACAAGCAAUAAUCUAGCAAUAUGAAUUGUUAAUGGCACUGCACAGUAAAAUACACACUGGUCUGAUGCACAACAGUAUACCUUUAAUGAUAAGCUUUAAAGACAGCACUCAGAUGCACAGUAAUCACUGCAGAUGGUGUUCAUACUGCAAGGGCAUUUUUUUCCUCUCUGGUAUUUCCUUGUGGAAUCAUGUUUCAUGCAAUAAGUUGCACAGUAGGUUGAUCACAAGUGUUACAUUAUCCUUAGGGCUUAAUGCAUGCUGGUCCACGUUACGGCGAGUGGCCAAGUGGAAAUGUCCUAGAGGGAGAAAUGUAAUCCACACACCUGCUGCACUUCGAUGAUGUUAGUCAAUGUAAAACAUUCUGAAUGGGAUCUUAAUUGAAUUGUAUCCUGUGUUAUGUAAAUUGUGUAUGUUGUCUGAUUCUACACUCUAUCUAAAGCACAUGUACAUUGUGUUUAUGACAUGAAAAGAAGCAUGUAUUUCCUGGUUCUAUUAUAUCAGAUGAAACUGCAAUAACAGAACACAAUGUAACAAAAAAUAAAAUUGAGCUAACAAUGUGUUAUUAUAUGCUAAUACUGUAUGUAUGUAUGCAUGGUGGCUUAUUUACAAUAUUCAACAUGCAAAAUUAGUACUACUUAUAUUCCUGUGUGUUUUUGUGUUCUUUUCAGCUGCAACGUAUGAUCACUUCUCAAAGGUCUUUGUAUCAUCAUGUUGCUUCCUAUGCAGAAUGGUACCUUUUUCGGUCGCCCUUUUGUCCGAAUCCAUCUGCAAACAGUAUUUUCAAGAACUCUCAGCUGAUCGAUCCCCUGCUUUGUGAGCGCCUGUGUUUAAGAACAUAAGAACAUAAGAAGGUUUACAAAUGAGAGGAGGCCAUUCGGCCCAUCUUGCUCGUUUGGUUG